AAUCAUCCCCCCGAAAUCCACUCCUUCUCUCUUGUCUCUCUUCCUCUCUUUGACUCCAUAGAUUUUCUUUUCCUUAUCGUUCACAUCCUCUACCUCAUAGAGUGUUAUUUCCCGCGCCGCUACCUCUUCUCCCCCGAACCUCGCAUCAUCUCGACUGAUCCAGAAUCUGGCCUGGUUCAGUCGCCUCUGUUGAUCCCGUUAACCCCGCGAGACCUUUUUAUGCAAUCCGAGCCCACCGCAGUUUCUGAGCAAACUCCCCCUACUGAAUCGUCCCCCAGAGAGUCCUUCAACCGUACCCAGCAUGGACAUGUUCUCUAUGGUGAUCAUCAAGUCUCUGGCCUCAUGGGGCAGGCCAGAGACCUGGAAGGCGUCUCUGACUCACCCAAGAGCGAUUACCCAUCGCCCAUGAACUCUGUGAGGACUGGCCCUUCAGCCCCCACAUCACCGGUCCUCGACCGAGUCAGUCAAUAUGAGAAUGCGAUGGCGCAGUCGCCUCAGAGACACACUGAGCUUAGCUUCAGAGUGACGCCCUCGUCGACUAAAUCGCGAUUGUCGUUCGACGCAUUCCCAAAUGAGGUUUUGACUCACAUUCUCUCGCACUUACCUCCGCCAUCCCUGUCAUCCAUGGCAUUGGUGUCCCGCCGUUUCCACAACCUCGUCACGACCCCUCACGCCUGGAGGACUGCAUUUUCGCGUUACUUCCCUGGACCAUAUGUUACAGAGAAUGGCAGUCGCCUACCCGCGGCCGAUCAACCUGAAAAGGUUAUCUCGGAUAAGCGCUUCUUUUCCCGGCUGACUGCGUUGGCAUCAUGGAGAUCCGAGUAUAUCCUGCGAACCCGCUUGUUGCGAUCACUUUCCAGAGGCAAACCGGCACAAUUCGAUCCUGUGAAAAGAAGUGGCACGGUUAGGUCUGCAAAUGUGCGCAACGGCAGCGCCGUCGUCACUUACACUUCCCAACUUUUGUACCCUGUCAGCCACCUAGCCGCAUCUUUUGGGAGCGAGGUGAACAAGAAACAACCUCUCUUCAUCCACGGUGCUUCAGAACAAGGAAUCGCAUCUGCGAGUGAUCCUUCAUCAGUCAGGGUAGGAACAUGGGGACUGUCGGACCACCAGCUAUUCCGGCAUUUCGCGGACCUUUUCCCCGGUGAGGCCGAAUAUGGGCUGGGCUCUGGGAAUAUGGUCGGCUUGCCAAAUUGCAUGGACGUUAGCCAGCCCUACGGCAUGAUCUAUGGCGAGGGAUGCCCCCAGGGGCGCAGCUAUUUCAUCUCGACCACGGAGCAACGCGGGCGAUUCUUAGGUCUUACAGAGUCCAUCUCGCAGCCGCCUUUAGGUAUUCCGGCUCUAAAUAUGAUCACAAAUGCUGUCACUGCGGUGUGGAUCGCCAAAUCCUCCAAUAUUCUUAAGAUGACUGGAGGUUUGGUUGCAAUGAUGUCCGGUACCUCUUCCGGAGUUCUUACAGCCUACGCCAUCGGGCCUCAUCCCACCUAUGAGCAACGAUUCGAGAGAGGCCAGGUGACUGCCAAAUGGGUUCUCUGUCCGGGAGUUCCGAUCAUUGCGAUUGCAGUCGAUAACGAUUACUCUGCCAAGCGUCACGCUCGUCGACGUGUCUGGGCAACGGCUCUUAAUGCUUUGGGAGAAGUAUUCUAUCUUUCAGAGUUGCCGCGCCAGCCUGAUCCUCCAUCAGCCAAGGUGAGCCCCGAGCAAAUCGAUAUGCUGGCAUGGAAAACCGGUAGGAGUGCUCGUUGGGAACUGGUUGAACUGAGUCGACGCACGGCGAGGCCCGAUCCCUACAGUCGGGAAUCUGUUGAUGGCAGCUAUAGUCCUAGGUCUUCGUCAGAUUCAAUGAAGCUCGAUGAGAAUCAGCUUACUGCCGAAACCAAGGAAAUUGAGCUAUUCAUGACAUUCAAGCCGAAACAUUUCCGAAAAGUUUGUGAGGGCUGGAACAUGAGGUGCGAGAUGCAAGUCGACUUCGCUGGCGACGAUAGCCAUGGGGCUGGUGAGUCCGUUACCGUAAUUGCUCGGGGUGUCGGGGAAGACGAGACAGCUUCGGUUCGCAGAUACACCAGAAAAUUGACGAAAGUCGAAAUACCACCGUCGCCUUCUGGAACGUAUCAAGUCGGCGAAAGCACCAGCGUUGCUUCAUCUCUAUUCGGUGGUUCGACUGAAUUUUCUUCUCUAUCCUCCCUUGCUAAUACACCGAGCAUGCCACCUUCGCGUGCCUCGAGUCACCUUGGUGCAACAGUCUGCUCCACCGUGAACACGGAAUGGCUUAUAUCAGAUCUUGUUUUUGACGAUCGCAAGUCGGUUGAAAUCACAACAAGUGCACUAGACCUUUCGACCUAUGCCGUACUGACUCCUGAUGAAGAUCCCCUUCUUGGCAUGUCUGGGAGCUCGGCACUUUCCUCGAUCAUGUCGUCGCCAAUGCCACACAUGAAACAGCCGUCGUCGAUCUCUGGCAUUCCUGGACAACGUGGACGCUACAUGGCUGUUGGUACGGCUACCGGGGAAGUUUUUGUCUGGGACAUACGCGCUCCUACGGCGAAGAACUCGGGUAUCAUCAACUUUAUCAACCCAAUCCGCAUUAUCCAGACAGACUCCCCGCAGGUGUCCAGUGUUGCGCUCACCUCGCUCUAUGUCGUGCACGGUGGUAAUGACGGGCUUGUACAGGCUUGGGAUCCUCUCGCCUCCUCGACUCGACCGAUCCGAACCAUCAACUCGCGCUUUUCUUCUCGCGCACGUCGUCGCCUAGUCCAGGCAGAGGCUUCCAUUCACGGCGUUGGAAACAAUUACUAUGCUAGUGGGGCUAUAUGUUUGGACCCCGAUCCUACGGUAUUAAGGGGGAUGGUCGCCCUCGGGUCCCACCUGCGCUACUGGUCCUACAGCUCAGACGCUGCAGAUCAGUACAAGGCUGGCAAGCGGCGAUUUCGCCGCGCUCGUCGGGGUAGCAAUUCUGCACCGGAAGGCCAACGCUUCAACAGCAGUGGCCGAGGAGCUCUGCAAGAUUUCAUUGAAGACGAAAAGGUAGAGAUGCAGCGACAGGAAAAAGCGGAUCGCAAGAAGAAGGCACACCUCAGCAACCGAUUCGGGAUCGAUUUGUUGGGGCCGGAUGUCAGCGAAGAGCAGCUUCUCGCUUAUGCGCAACUCCUGAGUGAGGAGGCCUUCGCUAGUGAGGCGCAGAAACGGGGCGAAGUCGUGCCUAGUUCUGUCGCUAGCUCCGCCUCUAGCGACACUAUCGGGCGGAACGACAGCUCGGUUGCCGCGGACGAAUUUUCAUCGUCCUCGUCUCCAUACGAGGAGCCCGUUGAUGACGAUCUUGCCCCCGACAUUGCUGAAGCGAUCCGCUUGAGUCUUCUGGAUGAGGGCCCUGGCCCCGGCGAACAGUACCCUGACAUUCCCAUCAAAUACGCCAAGGGGUCUCAAUCUAGUUCUGGCAGCUUUGUACUGUCGGAAGCAAUCGCUGAGAGCAGUCGACAGCAAGAGCUGGAUGAUUUGGAACUCGCCAUUCAACUCAGUCUUGCCGAAAGCCAGGCGCAGGAGCAAACAGAUGAAUUCCCAUCGCUCUCGGCAUGGGGGCAUUCUGAGCAAGGCAAGGGGAAGGGCCGAGCUUUGUAGUUUUGUAAUCGUUUACUCUGUACUUCUGUCUUCGGUUUGUACUUAAUAUUGUCUAUCUAUCUUUCAGUCAUUGUUCAUAAUCUACAAUUUAAUCGCAAUUCCAACAAUAUUAAA
Messenger RNA from Aspergillus alliaceus, 3726 nucleotides. Its product is annotated as F-box and WD domain protein. The record is from RefSeq and is a predicted model, not a curated record. Gene Ontology annotation, cellular component: proteasome regulatory particle, base subcomplex; cytosol; nucleus. Gene Ontology annotation, molecular function: polyubiquitin modification-dependent protein binding. Lineage: Eukaryota; Fungi; Ascomycota; Eurotiomycetes; Eurotiales; Aspergillaceae. Gene Ontology annotation, biological process: proteasome-mediated ubiquitin-dependent protein catabolic process. The coding region runs from base 220 to 3612 and encodes 1130 amino acids. The transcript has 2 exons.